Messenger RNA from Boleophthalmus pectinirostris (great blue-spotted mudskipper), 2424 nucleotides. It is a transcript of the gene cabp1a, whose product is annotated as calcium binding protein 1a. The record is from RefSeq and is a predicted model, not a curated record. NCBI's taxonomy places the organism in Eukaryota, Metazoa, Chordata, Actinopteri, Gobiiformes, Gobiidae. Gene Ontology annotation, molecular function: calcium ion binding. The transcript is spliced from 7 exons. Bases 91 to 1290 code for a protein of 399 amino acids.
CUUAACGCAGGGAGGACAGGGAACGGCAAUGGGAGAGGAAGCGCGGGUGAUGUCGACGAUCGCGCCACAGAGGUAGAGAAAACCGCAGCAAUGAGCUCAUCUUUCCCUAAAUCUGAUUCCACCACAUCACUGCUCAAAACAUCCACAACGAGGAGAGCGACACACAUCCCGUCGGAGAACCGAAGAAGUCUGCCUCAGCAUCCGCACCACGACAGCCACCGUCCCGCCGCGCUCCACAGCAGCAGUUCAACCGAGCAGGAGUCCCACUGGCCCGCAGAGGGGGACAUUACUGCCCGGAGACCCCUUUGUCACCCCUCGCUUUCUGAUAGUCGGGACAAUCACGUUCAAACUAGGUCCCGCCACAACCACGCUUUGGACAUGCAGGAACCCAUGGGUGGCGAGUCUGACGUAAAGGAGCGCUCCAGGUCUCACCGUCACCAUCACCACCAUCAUCAUCACCAUCAUCACCGGAGGAAGCACCACAGAGCACCCCUGGAUGACCCAAAUCAUCCCGCAUCACCUGAACAACAACAGCCCGAACCCUCGCGCCGCUGUCACACGCACGCCCCACGCCAUGUGCCCCGAGAGCUGUCACUGUCCGACUGCCACGACGACAGGGCUCCCCUUUUUGAGCCCGCAGACCGUAAAAGAAACACUGUGAUGAUGAAUGGGGCCCGGGGAGGAGGGCACGGGGUCAGCAGUUCCUCCCCGUCCUCGUGUUCCCCGGUGCCACUGUCCAGCAGGUCAUCCCGUCGCUCCCGGAGAUCUAGCGGUGCCUCGUUAGUGUCCGACUGCCAAUUACGUACCAUCCUGAGCUCACUCUUUGGACAGGACAGAGAGUUGAGGCCAGAAGAAGUGGAGGAGUUGAGAGAUGCUUUUAAAGAGUUUGACAAAGAUAAAGAUGGAUUUAUCAGCUGUAAAGACUUGGGCAACUGCAUGAGGACCAUGGGAUACAUGCCGACAGAAAUGGAACUCAUCGAAUUGAGCCAGCAAAUAAACAUGAACUUGGGAGGUCAUGUUGAUUUUGAAGAUUUUGUUGAGCUGAUGGGUCCUAAACUCCUUGCUGAAACAGCAGAUAUGAUUGGAAUAAAAGAAUUAAAAGAUGCCUUCAGAGAGUUUGACACAAAUGGAGAUGGUGCUAUAAGCCCUGCUGAGCUACGUGAUGCAAUGAGAAAACUUUUAGGGCAGCAGGUCGGCCUAAAAGAGGCUGAAGAUAUUCUAAGAGAUGUGGAUUUAAAUGGUGAUGGACUUGUGGAUUUUGAAGAGUUUGUCCGAAUGAUGUCGCGCUAGCAUUACAAAGACACUUGUGGUUUUGAAUGUGAAGCUAACUACACUUGACAAGGACCAACAGAACCAUGUCAAGUCUGAGCCAAUCAAGUAACACUGGAAAUGAAUUCUCACAGUUUUAUAGAACAAGAAAUCACCUCACCCAAAAAAGUGUUCUUCCUGAAAAAAAAUUUAGUUCAGCAAAGGUUGAACUUGCUGUAGCCGAUGAUUGUCCAUCUUAUGUUUUUUGCACUUUAUUCCCCACUUAAUUACUUCCUGCUGGGUAGGUUGUUGGUCAGUGUCCUGUCACUCUAACACAAGUAGAACUGUCAGAAAGUGAAUGUAUAUUUGUGUAGAUAAAACAAGUGCACUGUUAUACAUUUGACCAAGGAGUCACACAGUAGUGCAUUAUCUGCAUGUCUUUGUGUGCUGUAUUGGUACUCCACUGAGAACCAUGAGGUAAACGUGUGUCCAUUUGUAUGACUUCACUGUGCAAGUCUUGUCUAUGAUGUAGUCACUGUCUGAUUCAUCUGUGGGGAUUCCCAGUCAUCCAGGUCACAAGGUUGUCUCUAAUUAAUGAGCAGAGCUAAUGAAAUCCUAAUGAAAAAGCUACAUUUAAAUGAGGAACUAUAAAGCUAUAUUCCCCAGGCACGCAUUUCUGAAGAAUAGUUUUAUGUGCAUAGAGAUUUUCAAACUUUUCAUAAUACCAAUUGUGAAUAACUGACAUUCCAAGUAUAUCAGAGUGAAACCAAAUUUUGAAGGGUGAUAGGGCCUACCCCCAGCACUGUACAACUAGUGAGUCUUAGGAACACUGUCAGUUGCCCAUUAUCCUGAAGCCAUCAGGGCUGAUUAGUUUGAGGUUUGAUGCUGUUUGAUUUUGAAAAUACAUGGCACAAAGUGAAUGUAAAGUCUAUGUUGUCCAUAUGAAACAGCAGGAAAAAUGUAAAUUUCUUACAACAGUUAAUGUUUUAUGGUAUAUGUAGACCUAUGUUUGUUAUUGUCAGUGAUUGUAGUGGUUAUACACCACUCUUGUUUUGUCAAAGCAAUUAUUAUGCAUGCCAAAGAGAUACUUUUACCAAGCUGUAUGCACAUUUUCAUUUCAUAAGUAUUUGCCAAGAUGACUGUAGAAGAUUAAAAGAUGUUUACAUGCCACCACUU